AUGGUCUUGUACAUAACCAACUCACAAAUUGUGCUUGAGAAUGAAAAUGUUGAAAAUUUAUUCUCUAUGGAUCAUUAUUCAUACUCUCUGGUGUGGAAUCAACAAAUGAGAGAUGAACUUGUUAAAGUCAUUGAUACAGAAUUAUCAUUGGCAGAAGAUAGAUUGGAUUUGAUUUCCAAUGAGCACCAAUGGGUCUCUGUACUUAGUAUUUGUAAAGAUUUAAAAAUUAAUUAUAAGAAUUUGCAUAGUGAAAUUGAAGUGAAUGGAAUUUACAUUGAAAGAGCACUUGAAUAUUUAUCUCUUAAUCCUGAUGCAAUUAUUGAAAAUCUACUCACCCACGAAACUUUUGAUAGUUUGUAUGAAAAGAUGCAAAUGCUCUCGAAUACAGACAAAGAAGACUUGGAGUUGAAAAAUAAGAUACUGAUAACACUUUCACGAUUGAAUGAGUUGGUAAAAUUAUUACAAAUUAACUCAAUGAACUCCAAACCAAAUGAACAAAAUGCUAAUAAUGAAUCUGGUACAUUAUCAGUGCCUUCAGUGUCUGAUUUAAUUCCAAGAAAAUCAGCAACUCCACCUCUUCACAAAAUGAUCUACUUGUCUAAGUUACUUUCAUUGAAACAUUUUAAAGAUGAAUACUUUUACAAUACAGCAGUGCUUAUAUCUUCAAUCUUAUCAAAUAAGAAGAAGAUAGCAAAUUAUGUGGAAGAUUUAGACAGAGAAGAUGCUCUAACUAAUAUAAUGAUUCAUUUAGCAAGAGAACAGCUUAUAUCAUUUUACUAUUCUGAUCAAGGAAAUACAGUCUAUAUGGAAACAGAAGGACUUAGAAGAAUUUUAUCAUUGGUUUAUAUUUUGGGAGAAUUAUUGAACUUUAAACCUAGAAGAAUGUUAGAUAUUGUAAAUAAUCCAAAUUUCAUUAAUGUGAUUGUAAUGAAUUUAAGUCUUUCAUCAAAUAAGACUGAGAAGUUGGAGUUAAUAUGGCAAUCUGUAUUUUUAUUGCAUACCCUUUUAGAUUCUCCUCUUUACAAUUCUCUCAAGUUGAGACAAACUAUUCAAAAAACAGGAGUGUUUGAAUAUUUGCUUGUUAUUAUUUUAAAUAUGGAAGAACAUAGCACCAAAUGUUUAACUGCUAUUGUUAACUUUUUAAAAGCUUUCCAUGUAAUCCCACUAUCCACAACUGAUCAAAGACAGUCAUUUGAGAGUUAUUCUUUCUUGAGAUACUUUUUACCAAGUCAACUACUGAAAUUAUUAGCAAGUGAUAAGGAAAGAGAUGUAGAUUUAUUCAUUUCUGCUCUUACUAAACGUGAAUAUAGUUCACCAUUCCUGAUUUGGAAUGGAACACAUAGGAGUAUUUUGAAAAAUUCUCUCUCUAAACGUUUAAAGGUAUUUGAUGAAAAGAGAAAAACACUUUCUAAACAAGUUGCUGAAUGGCAACAAACUGAGCCAACUAAAAUUGCAAAGGUAAUAUUCUCUUCGUCAAUAACUACCAAUUACUUGUACACUUUUGAGGAGCCAGAAAUUAUUUCUUAUCAAGAUCUAGAUGAAAAACUUUCUAUCAAUGACAUAUUUGUAGAAGCUUUUGUUAAUUUACAACCAGGUGGAACAGAAACAGAUGAGGAUGCAUCUAUUAAUGAACUUGAAUAUCCUGAUGUUUUCUUACUCAAAUUGGUCGAAGCAUUACAAAAGGAGCAAAAAUAUAGAAACAUAGAAUUAAUAAUUGAGGCCCAAACUAAAUUAUAUUUGAACUUUUCAUUAGGAAAAUAUACAACACCAAGCCAAGGUCAUUCACCUCACUUUUUGAAAUAUCAAGGAUAUCCAAUACUAAUUAGAAAGUAUCAAGGACUUCUUGAAGAUUUGUCUGAUGAUUCACAAAGAAUCAGGUUGUUAAAUUUAUUUGUUAGAUUGAUUGCUAGCCAGUUAGAACCUGAACCAGAAAUUUCUUAUAGAAACAAACUUUUAUUUUUGACUUCUGGUGGUUUAAUUUUCAUUUCCGAAUACAUUAUCAAGAAUUCUGUUUGUAGAAAUGAUGAACAACUCAUGAUUAAUACUUUGAGAGUUUUAGAUUCUAUAGCAGAUAUUUUAAUGCCACUCAUAUCUGAAGAUGAAGAGGAAAAGUUAAUUCCUAUUAACUUCUUUGAUAUAUUUGUACCUCUCCUCGACACGAAGUACAUUGAAAGUCGUACUGAAGUUUCACUAAGAACCAUCCAUUGCAUAAGAAAAUACGUAAGGCAUUUACAAAAUGAUAAUAAUCCAAUGGAAAAGGUAACACUAGAUCCAAAGAUUGAACAUUCUGUCAAACUCAUACAUAACAGAUGGCCACUUAUACUUCAAUUAAUUAAUGUUGGUUUCAUUUUCAAAUAUAACGGUAAUAGUAAUACAACAGAAAAUGAUGACCAUACCUUUAUCAAAACAAUAUGUAUUACAGCUUUAGAGAUUAUUCACAAUUUGCUUUCUCUUAAGAUAAGGUCAUCAUUUGAAACUUUAUUGGAAAAGUUGUUAUUGAAGAAUAUGAUUGAAACUUUAAUGCAAAUUGGAAAGAGAGGAGAAUUGCCAAUAUUUGACAAGAUUAAAACAUUUGAUGAUUUUUAUAACUUGACAAGAUCAGAAACUAAUCAUAUCCUAUUGGUUUGGAAUGAAAAUUUACGCAGUGAAUUGCUUGAAUUUAUUGAUUUAAACAUUCAUAAGAACAAUAAGGAAUUAACAGGUCAUAUUGAAAAAUUCUCCUAUACUUGUCUCAAAUCUGAAGGCAUGUUUAAAUUGCUAGAUACAAAUUUAGAUAUUUAUCCUACUUGCUUGAUUAGUACAUGGAAGGAAAGUAACUUGUUGAGUCUUUCUGAAUUCUUGCAGAGUAUUGUUGAUCCUGCAAUUUUAAAUUCCACCAAUUUGAUUCAAAGUUUAAUUACAAGUUUGCACUCCUUACUUGUUGUUGAAUACCAACAAAAGAUGAUUACCAAGGAAACUCUCAGACCACUCGCUCAACAAAUUACACUUCUCAAGUUGAUUGUUUGUCAAGACAGUUCAAAAAAUCUUUCCUCAGAAACAUCUGAACAAACUUUGAUUUUCCUUAACACAUCCUAUCAACAAGUUAUUCUUCAUAUUUAUCAUUUACUAAUUGGAUAUUUAGCUAAUUUGACAAAAGAUGAGGAGUUUAUGGUAGAAUCUGUUAAUGAUAUUCUUGAAAUUAUUAUUCGUAUUUCAAAAUUCUUCUCAAAAUAUUCUAACAAGAUUGGAGAGGACAAGACCAAAGAAUUUUAUCAAUUUAUGGUUGCAACUAUGCACAAGUUUAUAAUUUACUAUUAUAAGGGAUGUAAUAAUGAUAAUUCCUUGAAGGAGGAAGCAUUAUUGUUAAAUAUUUUUGAUCAUUUAAUUACCUUCUUUAAAACACUAACUGUUGGUACUACUCCAAAUAUUCAAACAUAUUGUGUCGGAAAUGGAUUAUUACUCUCAGUAUUACAUGCAUCUAUCAAGGGAGGUAUCCAUCAAGUUCAAGCAGUUAGAUUGAAAUCAAGUUUAUUGUUAUCCACUCUGGUUAAACUUUCCAUUCCUUCAGUUAAUGAAGUUUUGGAUCAAAUGCUCUUCCCUUCAUUUGCUUCAUUGCUUGGUCAAGGACAAUUAGAAGAAUUUAUCAAGCAAUUUGAUGAAGAUGUUGUUAAUCCUGAAGUUUGGUGGGAUGGAAGAGACAGAGAUUUGGUCAGAGAAUAUCUAUCCGAACAUAUUAAUCUUGCAUCUGAUUAUUUCUUUAUGGGAACACAUUUAGAAGAUUUUGCUUCCAAUACUCAAAGCAAAUUCAACGCAAACACAGAAAAGGGUUACAAACUUGGUAGUAUUUAUUUAACCAAGUUGAAUGAAAUGCCAACUUAUCAAUUUACUUUAAUAACCAAUCAUCAAUUUAUUGAAAUGGUUGUUGAAAAACUUUCAUCCCUUUGUGCUAAAUAUGAGGAAAGUAAUAUUAAUAAUACUGAAGAAAGAAAAACAAUUUGGAAAACUGCCUAUGCAUUCAUUCAAAAUCAUUCACUUUACAAGGAUGUUAAUUCAACAGAAUUAUCUUUAGAAGUUGAACAAUCACUUCUUCUCCUACUUGAAUUAUUCUGCAGAGAAUUAGUAUACAUUACUCAAUCAGAGGAAAAGCAUGACAUGUUCGUGAUUAAUUUACUUUGUUUCUUGACUACUUUUGUUAAAAAGUAUCCAAGUUCUUUCAUUCAAUUUUUGAAUAAUUUCUCUGAUUUUACAACAAUACUACUUCGUGUUGCUAAUAACUAUAGAAGUAUUUUGAGAUCUGUUAUUCAAGUUAUUUUGGAUACUGUUGGAAUUUUAACAAAAGAAAAAACAGGAAUGUCCCAAGCACUCUAUGAAAGUAUUUUGGAACAAGUUGGUUCAGAGUUGAAUAUUGCCUAUUUAUUCUUAUUUAUUAUGAAUAAGGUUCAAGCUUCUCAAUGUGUGGAAGUACUUAUUUCAAUUUCAAAGAUUGAUGAUAAUUUAGUUCCAUAUUUGAAAGAGAGUUGGUUCAUUCCUGAAACAUUCUUCACCUCAUCAGAACAUCUUUUAGAAAGUUUGGCAAAUGUAAAUGAUGAAUUUUGGAAUGAUGAAAAACGAACCACUCUAACACAGAAAUCUGAAGAAAUUAUUAAAAAGUUUGAAGCAAAUUAAAUAAAUAUUCAAUUUUAUUUC
This is a messenger RNA of Naegleria gruberi, 4665 nucleotides long. RefSeq lists its product as uncharacterized. The transcript has a single exon. Gene Ontology annotation, biological process: receptor-mediated endocytosis; regulation of early endosome to late endosome transport; endosome organization. Bases 1 to 4644 code for a protein of 1547 amino acids. Gene Ontology annotation, cellular component: endosome membrane. The record is from RefSeq and is a predicted model, not a curated record. NCBI's taxonomy places the organism in Eukaryota, Heterolobosea, Eutetramitea, Acrasida, Naegleriidae.